Molecule: messenger RNA, 1316 nt
Organism: Colletotrichum scovillei
Lineage: Eukaryota; Fungi; Ascomycota; Sordariomycetes; Glomerellales; Glomerellaceae
Product: cell division control protein 14
Exons: 2
Coding region: 426-1316 (296 amino acids)
Source: RefSeq, a predicted model, not a curated record
AGUAGACGCUACCGGGUAGUCGCUCUCAUGAAUGACCACCUGCGCAUGCGCCCUCGCCAUUGAACAUCUUUUUAUUUUUUGCCUUUUCCACCUCCCUUCAUACGAUUGUCGCGCAAUUGACAUACGCCGCCCUUCUCCAGAUCCCUAGAGGACUUGUCCUCGCCAGCCUUUCUUCUUCUCUUUUUCUGUAUUAACAAUAUCCAACGGUGCUGCGGCUGCUGCUUUCCAGACUCGACCUCUGUCUCUAUCCUUCCAUCCGACACAACAGCAUUUCAUAGUCACCAAACCAUCCACAAGUCGCAUCACCGAGAAUCGCAUCGCAUCGUCUCUUUUGUCUUUACCAAAUUACGCCCGAUACCCACAUCCCCCAAUCAAGCCACAAAGCCACCGCCUACCACAAGAGCUCAUUCACAACACUAGACGCAAUGGAGAACCUCCUCAGCCUCGCCUUCGACGGCCUCUCUUCCUACGACGGUCCCAAGAUCCGCAAGGGUCUGCGCCAAGUCGAGGGUCUCCUCGCCCAAAUCUGCCUCUCAGCACCGGCCAAAUCGAGGUCAUCCACAACGGACGACGAUGCGUCCCACAGCAGUGGAAAGUCUCUGGCAGACUUGUCAGAUGACCCGGCCUUUCGCGAGUUCUUCAAGCUGCAAGAAGGAUUCGAGUGGAACGUUGCACUUCGCCUCAUCAACACUCUCGACCGCCUGAUGGGCAAGGGCACCGAUGGACAGAAUGACCUCCUCAUCCUCAGCUCGCUGGACUUGAUCCAGGGUGUCUUAUUGCUGCACCCGCCCAGCAAAGCCCUCUUCUCACGAGAGCAGAACAUGAACCUCCUCCUCGACCUCCUCGAGCCCGUAAACUGUCCCGCGAUUCAGUCCGCCACCCUGCUCACCCUCGUCACCGCCCUCAUUGACACCCCGACAAACACACGAACCUUUGAGGCCCUCGAUGGCCUCCUCACCGUCACCUCCCUCUUCAAAUCCCGCUCUACCGCCCGCGAGGUCAAGCUCAAGCUCGUCGAGUUCCUCUACUUUUACCUCAUGCCCGAGGUCCCCUCCAUCCCCCGCGCCGACGUCCGCGCUUCUGUACCGGCCAUCCACCAGCGCAGCCCGAGCAAGCUCGCCGGCGCCUUUGGCAGCGCGGCCUCCACGCCCGCCUCCACCGACUCAGGCCACGGCCGGAGCCGCGCCGGUAGCGAAUCCGCCGACACCAUGACGACCGAGGAGAAGCAGGAGCUGCUGGGCCGCCACCUGAGCAAUGUCGAGGAUCUCGUCAGGGACCUGCGGACGUGCACGCCCUUUGGUGGUGUCGUGUGCUAG